Molecule: messenger RNA, 739 nt
Organism: Labeo rohita (rohu)
Lineage: Eukaryota; Metazoa; Chordata; Actinopteri; Cypriniformes; Cyprinidae
Gene: nr0b2b
Product: nuclear receptor subfamily 0, group B, member 2b
Exons: 2
Coding region: 1-738 (245 amino acids)
Biological process (GO): negative regulation of transcription by RNA polymerase II; circadian rhythm
Cellular component (GO): nucleus; cytoplasm
Molecular function (GO): transcription corepressor activity; transcription factor binding
Source: RefSeq, a predicted model, not a curated record
AUGAAAUACUUUAGUGAACAGCAUCCUAGUGGAAUUCUCUUCAGCAUCCUAACCCAUAAGUGUGACUUUGCACACUUCAGUUAUCCAAAGACAUGCAUCUGUCAUUGUAAGCGGUUGGUGCGUUUGAAAAACCCAGAGAUCAUCUGCCGUGCAGCCUUUGGGGUUCUGAUGAAAACGAUUAACUUCAUGAAGAGCUUACCUUCCUUUCAAAGCCUGCCGUUGAACGAUCAGCUCAUCCUUGUUCAGAACCGCUGGGUGCCGCUCUUCAUCCUGGGUCUUGCUCAAGAGCAAGUCACUUUCGAGGUGAGGGACGUCCCUGCUGCCAGCAUCCUUAGAAACAUACUGAUGAAUGGGCAGCAGAAAUCAGACGACUGUCUGCCAACCCUGGCAGAAGUGCACAAGCUCAAGACGUUCCUACACAAAGUAUGGAGUCUGGAUCUGAGUCUAAAGGAGUAUUCAUGUCUCAAGGCUGCAAUACUGUUCAGUCAAAAUCUUUCUGGACUGAGGAGGUCAGCAGUGAUGGCGGGACUGCAGCAGGAGGCACAGAGAGCUCUGCACAUGCUGAUUCUCUCCCACCCUAACCCCAGAGAUCGGCACACAUUCACGGACGUGCUGUUUAUGGCCAGCGCUCUGCAGAUGGAGGCCCAAAGCCUGAUGACAGAACUGUUUUUCAGACCCAUCACCGGCCAGAAGGAUUUCCACGAACUCCUCAUUGAGAUGAUUGUCAAAAACUGUUAAA